AUGCAGUCGUCGAAAGCGGGUCAAGAUGAGAGUUCUGCUGCAGCAGCAUCCAACGACGAGAACAUCCAAGUCCGAUCUUUGACGGCAGCUGAAACAGACAUUGAGAAAUGCUACGCCAUGCGCAAUCAAGUUUUUAUUCAAGAACAAAAUGUUCCAAUUGAAAUUGAAAUGGACUCGUACGAUGAGACUGCCUUGCACAUUUUGGCAACCUAUCAAGGUCAACCGUGUGGGGCGGCACGAUUGGUAGUGUCGGAGGAUACCAAGACGGGGAAGAUUGGCCGCGUCUGCGUGCUGAAUUCCCAUCGGCGAAAAGGCAUUGGACGGAAAAUUAUGGAACACUCUAUUCAGGAACUAAGACGGAUACUGGGGACAGGAAACAAGGCGCAAUUGGGGGCCCAGACCCACGCUCUAAAAUUCUAUGAAAGUAUGGGCUUUGGAUUGGUUCCAGGAGAAGAAUACAUGGCGGCGGGUGGAGUGCCCCAUCGAGAUAUGGAAUUGACGUUAUGA
Cylindrotheca closterium is the source of this 507-nucleotide messenger RNA. NCBI's taxonomy places the organism in Eukaryota, Bacillariophyta, Bacillariophyceae, Bacillariales, Bacillariaceae. The record is from the annotation of a GenBank genome assembly.